AAGCAACCGGUGACGAUGGAGGAUAUGGAUACCGCGUGGCCGGCCGGCCGCCUGCGCCUGGCCUGUUCUUUUGUUUUCUAUAUAUAGGAUAGGAAGCAUGCAUGAAUGGAUUACCAUCACCGUCCAUCCAUCCACCCACAGUUUGCAAUCUGACCCUAGAGAUCAGAACAACAGCGCUAGCUCGUCGCAGGUUUGCAGCUGUGAAUUGUGAUCGUCGACCCACCAUGAGCUACCAAGCAGGCUACCCACCACCGGCGGGCCAGCAGCAGGCCUACGGCGGCGCGCCUCCACCGCCGGCAUACGUCGCGCCACCACCGGCGUACCCGCCGACACAGGACGGCGGCGCGUACUACGGCCAGCAGCAGCAGCAGCAGCAGCAGCAGACCACCACCAGCCGCGGCGGCGACGGUUUCUGGAAAGGAUGCUGCGCCGCCAUCUGCUGCUGCUGCGUCCUCGACAUGUGCUUCUGAGGACGACGACGGCGGCGUCAUCGAUCCACCACCGGGGAAGCUGCUAGCUGUCGUGCUCCAUCGCCCUGUCCUGCAGGGCAGGGCAUAGUAGCUAUAGCUAGCUGGUGACCGGCGGUUGAUGACCAUCAUGUGCUGCUCUUUUGUGUGCCUGUGUCUCAUUUAUAUACAUAUAUGUAUAUUCUACUCGUCGUAGCUACUAGAGAGUAUACUCGCCUUCGAAUUCACUCCUGUUGUUUUACCCGUGUAUGAACGCAUGUGUUGGGUAUUUGUUGAGCCAUUCUUAAUAUAUAAUCCUCUUGCUUUGCACCAUCCGAUA
Sorghum bicolor (sorghum) is the source of this 786-nucleotide messenger RNA. RefSeq names its product cysteine-rich and transmembrane domain-containing protein A. The transcript is spliced from 2 exons. Lineage: Eukaryota; Viridiplantae; Streptophyta; Magnoliopsida; Poales; Poaceae. The record is from RefSeq and is a predicted model, not a curated record. Bases 102 to 470 code for a protein of 122 amino acids. Gene Ontology annotation, cellular component: plasma membrane.